AUGACUUUAAGCCAACCAACUAAUGUACCAGAAAACGAUAACAUAUCGAAAAAACUAGUAAAAAUAACAAAAGAUACAUUCGAUUUUGGAAUUUUAUUCAUAAGAGUCUUCCAUGAAUUAUUAAUAUGGACAAUUCAAAAAUUAUUGCCCAUUGAUCUCAAGGAUGUUAGUAAGGAUAUUGUUUUAAUCACAGGCACUGGACAUGGAAUUGGACGAGAAUUAGCUUUGCAAUAUGCUGAACUCGGAAGUAAAGUAAUAUGUAUUGAUAUCAAUGAGAAAUCAAAUAAAGAAACAGUUGAUAAAGUAAAUUCAAUUCGUAAAGGAUCUGCUUAUUUUUACAUUUGUGAUGUUACAAAUCGUGAUGCUGUGUUACAAUUAGCUGAUAAGAUUAAAAAUGAAGUAGGCUAUGUAACAAUUUUGAUUAAUAAUGCUGGUAUAAUGCCAUCACAUCCAAUAAACCAACAUACUGAAAAAGAAAUUCGAAAAGUAUUUGAAAUAAAUAUUUUAUCUCAUUUUUGGACGGUCGAAGCAUUUUUUCCACAUUUUAUUCAAGCUGGACGCGGUCAUUUAGUAAGUAUGUCAUCAUUGGCCGGUUUGGUUGGACUAUCAAAUUUAGUGCCAUACUGUGCAACCAAAUUUGCAGUGCGUGGUAUGAUGGAAGCUUUAAGUGAAGAAAUAAGAGAAGGUCCUCUUAAAGGAAAGAUUAACUUUACAACAAUUUGCCCGUAUAUGACUAAUACGGGAUUAUGUAAGAAACCAAAAGUGAAAUUUCCAUCAAUUUUGGGUUUAUUGGAUCCAAAAGAAGUUGCUAGUGCUGUGAUAUACUCUCAACGUGCAAAUAAAGUAGAAGUUACAAUACCAAGUGGUUUACAUCCAUUUUCAAAUUUUUGUCGUGUAAUUCCACUUAAAUGCAGCAUUCUUUUAAAAGAUUUUAUUGAUAGCGGAGUAGAAUCAGAUUUAUCGUGAAUUUUAUCACGUUUGAAAAAAACAAUACUCUCCGACUUUAAUUUUAAGUGAUUAAAAUGCAUUUAUUACUAUUGAUUUUUUGAUUUGAGUCGGAUAUACAACAUAUGUAUAAGCAACAUAAUAACGUAAGAUUUAUAUUAUUAUGUAUGUAUAUACAUUUGUUUUUGUUUGUUAAAAUAGUUCUUAUUGUAGUAGUAUUUACAUUUAAUAAAAAGUGUAGGAUUAUAAACAUAA
This is a messenger RNA of Condylostylus longicornis, 1200 nucleotides long. RefSeq names its product short-chain dehydrogenase/reductase family 16C member 6. Lineage: Eukaryota; Metazoa; Arthropoda; Insecta; Diptera; Dolichopodidae. The record is from RefSeq and is a predicted model, not a curated record. The coding region runs from base 1 to 966 and encodes 321 amino acids. Gene Ontology annotation, molecular function: oxidoreductase activity, acting on the CH-OH group of donors, NAD or NADP as acceptor. The transcript is spliced from 5 exons. Gene Ontology annotation, cellular component: lipid droplet.